Messenger RNA from Spodoptera litura, 1134 nucleotides. Its product is annotated as histidine protein methyltransferase 1 homolog. Gene Ontology annotation, cellular component: nucleus. Gene Ontology annotation, molecular function: protein-L-histidine N-tele-methyltransferase activity. The record is from RefSeq and is a predicted model, not a curated record. Gene Ontology annotation, biological process: peptidyl-histidine methylation, to form tele-methylhistidine. NCBI's taxonomy places the organism in Eukaryota, Metazoa, Arthropoda, Insecta, Lepidoptera, Noctuidae.
GCUUUCCCUUGAAACUAAAUCCAUUGUUUUCAAUUUAUUAGAAUAUUUUUACUACGUUAUGGCAGUGUGACAUAACAAACUUUUUAAUUUUUUCUAAAAUAAUAUUUGUCAUUUUGGUCUAACCUCACAUUUUGAAAAAAGGUGGCAACUGUAUUUUACUUCAUUAAUAAUUUUAUAUAAAUUACUAUGCAAUCUGUGGUAAAAGGAAAUAAUAUGAAACGAUUUAGUACUUUACUGCAUAAUAAAUAAAGUCCAGAAUUAUUGUUACUUCCACUUCGCGCAUCAGAUUUGACAAGUAAAUUGUAACUUAAACUAAAGAAAAUGAAUCCAUUGUGUGGCUGGAUAGCGAAGAAAUAGUUCCAGAUAAACAAAUAAAAAGUAUCGAUGAAACAGUUACUCAUGCUAAAAUGUUUGCCUGUGGGGAUGUCGAGAUUGGGCAUAUUGUAGUUAGCGAAGCGAAAGCUAGUAUUGAGGAGAGUGGAUUGAAAAAUGCCGUAGAAUUAGCUGAAAAAGAACACAGUGAUCUUAUUGCCGGGAAAUAUGAAGGUGGACUGAAAAUUUGGGAAUGCACUUAUGAUUUAAUUCAAUAUUUAGAAGAAAAUGAAACAGAAAUAAAGUUUCAGAAUCAAAAUGUCCUGGAUCUUGGAUGUGGUGCUGGAAUUUUAGGAAUUUAUGCUUUUUUAAAUGAUUCUAAUGUUACAUUUCAGGAUUAUAAUAAAGAAGUACUGGAAUACUUUACUAUACCAAAUGUUUUACUAAAUAUUGAAGAUGAAGAGAAUAGAGAAAAAGAAAUAAAACGAUGUAAAUUCUACUCAGGCGACUGGGAUUCCUUCAACAAGUUACUGCCUAGUUCUGAACUCUUUGACAUUAUCUUAACAUCAGAAACUAUUUACAAUGAAUGUAACUAUGAGAAACUAAUCACAUUGUUUAUGGGUAGAUUGAGCAAAGAUGGAGCAGCUUAUGUUGCGGCAAAAACAUACUACUUUGGUGUAGGCGGUGGCGUAAGACAAUUUGAGCAAAAGCUGCAACAAAACGGCAAACUAAACUGUGAAGUUUGUUGGAAGAGCACAGGAGGAAUACAAAGGGAAAUAUUGAAAAUCACACAUAAAUAACCAUAACAAACCUUAACACAUU